AGAAGUCCUGUUGGCCUCGCACCUCAAAGCUCUCGCCACGAUCUCCAGCCACACAUCAAGCCUCGAGCACCCCAUCACCCCAGCGAUGGUCCAUUACCGCCGGUGACACUGUAGACGCGACGAAACACGUAUUCAGCAACCGGAGGCCGGGCUUUCCGCCUGAGACCUUGUUUCGAACUCGGCUUGACUCAUCCCAGAGCGCCAUGGCUUCGGAACGGGGCCCCACCGCAACGGAAGCUCCGCGCGGCCCGUCAACUUCGACCCUCGCUCAGACUACACCGGCUGCAUUCGGGCCAGUGACUGACUUGACCCGGCAAAAGUCUCUUAAGCGUACGCGCGAGACGACACCGACCUCGCAGGACUCGCUAGUCUCUGCCGGCGACAUAUCGCCGUCCAAGAUCGCCCGUCUCGUCGGCUUCGCGAGGCAGUCGCACUCCUCGUCCACUGGCGAGGCUGACGAGGACGAGACAAGCGUCCGGGAUGAGGAGGAAGAGCAGCAGCCACAGCUGGCCCAGCUAGAACACAGCGAGGGACAAGUGUCAACGCCGAAGGCGCUUGACGAUUUGAUGUCUGGCGUUGCCGGAGACUUGAGUGGACCGCAGGACGCGCCGUCAGACACGGGACAGACCGAGGUUGAGGCUGCCGCCGCUGCCGCCGCCAGAGCACUCAAUUCGGUCAACAUUCCGACGACCAAUCCUGCUGCCGACGACCUUCACGAUGUCAGUCCGCAGAGCGGCACGAGUGGGGCGAGCUUGGAAGAUGGGGACGACCAUGUGGUUGACAGUCCCACGGCUAUGGAUGUCGACACUCACAGUGAUGAACCCCCGUAUGGGCAACAACCCGAGGCGCAGAUGGAAGACAAGACAGGGGCUUCGCUUUCGUACCCAGGUGCCAUGCCGGCACCCGGGCCUUCGCAGAGAAUGAUGAGCAUGCCCCUAUCGACUCCACAAACUCCCAGCCUCGAGGUUCCGCCCCGUUCGCCCGGCUCUACUAACAACAAAAAACACAAAUGUCCCUACUGCGAGACAGAAUUCACACGGCACCAUAACCUGAAAAGUCACCUGCUCACCCAUAGCCAGGAGAAACCCUUCGUGUGCCAAUCAUGUCAGAUGCGGUUUCGCAGGCUUCAUGAUCUAAAACGCCACAGUAAACUCCAUACGGGCGAGAAGCCGCACGUCUGCCCGAACUGCGACAGAAAGUUCGCGCGGGGCGACGCUUUGGCGAGACACAGCAAAGGAGCCGGGGGUUGCGCAGGCAGGAGACAGACCAUGGGUUCUUUUUCUCUCAAGGAUGGUUAUGACGGGUCCAACGGCGGAGAAGCGGACAAUUCGGCCAUGUCGGGAGAGCUGUACGAGGGCGGAGCGGACAUAGCGGACGAAGAGCGGCGGCGCUUGAGCAUGCCCAGCAUAAGAACACAGCAUGUUUCCGGACAAGCAGGGCCAGAAGGCUAUGCCGCCGGCCAUUCAGCCACCUACCCGCCAGCGAGCCAACGACCGGGCGCCGCUGGUGGCCUCUAUCCACCCAACGUUGACCGGGGGCCGUCAGGCUCGAAUACAUCUCACAACGUCCCUAACAACCACCCGCCACACGCCAGUGUAUCGUCGAUGCCGCUGAGCACAGGCACCUCGUCCAUGUACUCUCAGUCUAACAUGACGGAGAGCCCGAAACUGCUGGCCCCGGCCGGCCAGCAACGCACGGCAAACGAGCAACAGCAUGGCAACGCAGCAACCCGUGGCCGCGGCCGUCGGUCAAGCGGAGCGGCUCCCCAGCAGGCGGCUGAGACCCUUGGCUGGGAUCCGAGCACCUGGGCCUACUUCCAGCAUCUGGAGGGAGCCGUCAAGAGGCUCACGGGCCAGCUGGAAUCGGAAGCCAGAAGCAAGGCGCAGCUACUCGAAAGACUCGAUGCGCACGACCAGCACAUCGCUGCGCUGACGGCUGAGGUUGCGUCAUUGCGGCAGCAGCUCGUCGGGUCGCAAGAGCAAGGUUCUCCAGUCGAUGCAGACGCCGCUCAACAGUAGGGCUGGUGGGCGCGUCUUCGCGAACUUGAGGCACGACAAAUCGCCUAGGCGGCGCGCGUACAAGACAUUUCUCGGCCCGGCAAACAUAGAGUGAUGCUGGCUAUCCGGUUUUGCAACUGUAAGCGGU
Messenger RNA from Chaetomium strumarium, 2145 nucleotides. RefSeq lists its product as uncharacterized. The record is from RefSeq and is a predicted model, not a curated record. Gene Ontology annotation, biological process: regulation of transcription by RNA polymerase II. The transcript is spliced from 2 exons. Bases 204 to 2018 code for a protein of 604 amino acids. Lineage: Eukaryota; Fungi; Ascomycota; Sordariomycetes; Sordariales; Chaetomiaceae. Gene Ontology annotation, molecular function: RNA polymerase II cis-regulatory region sequence-specific DNA binding; DNA-binding transcription factor activity, RNA polymerase II-specific.